Chanos chanos (milkfish) is the source of this 873-nucleotide messenger RNA. It is a transcript of the gene shisa3, whose product is annotated as shisa family member 3. The transcript has 2 exons. Bases 1 to 873 code for a protein of 290 amino acids. NCBI's taxonomy places the organism in Eukaryota, Metazoa, Chordata, Actinopteri, Gonorynchiformes, Chanidae. The record is from RefSeq and is a predicted model, not a curated record.
AUGGUGCGCCUGCUGAAUUGCCUCUUGCUGGGGUACUUUACAUGGAAUCUUCGGAUAUCAGAUGCCCAGGGAGAGUACUGCCACGGGUGGUUGGACAGCAGCGGAAAUUACCACGAAGGUUUUCAGUGUCCCGAGGACUUUGACACCCUGGACGCAACCGUGUGUUGUGGGACCUGUUCGUUGCGGUACUGCUGCGCUGCUGUUGACGCGAGGCUGGACCAAGGAAGCUGCACUAAUGACAGGGAACUCGAGAACACCGAAUUUGCAGCCCAACCUAUCUACGUACCCUUCCUCAUGGUGGGUUCCAUCUUCGUGGCUUUUGUGGUGGUGGGUUCUCUGGUGGCUGUUUACUGCUGCACCUGUCUCAGGCCCAAGCAACCAACCCAGCAGCCAAUCCGCUUCUCCUUACGCAGCUGCCAGGGUGAGACCAUUCCCAUGAUCCUCACCACGGCUCCGCCCAGCCUCCGCACGCCCUCGCGCCAGUCCAGCACGGCCACCACCAGCUCCAGCUCAGCCGGGGGGAGCAGCUCUGUCCGUCGCUUCUCUCUGGGACGCGCCGACGCCAUGCCGGGGCCCCCGUCGUCUGCGGCGACGCCCUCCUCCACACCCGUUUCCCUCGCUCCAUCCCAACCGGCGUUGCCGCUGCCGCCGCCGCCCCCUCCUCCCCCUUACACCUCCCCGGCCUGUUUGCAGAGCGCAAUCGCCCAGUCGCACCCUCAUCCACACCCACAUUCCCACACUCAACUUCAGCUCCACCAAGCUCUGCACUCCAACCAGAGUUCCAGUUUCCUCCUGCCUCAGCAGUACUUCUUCCCCCUACAGCCAGAACCCUUCCCUGGAAACAAGGGCUUCGCAGACUUUGGGCAGAGCUGA